GAUCUCGCUUAUUGUGGCUUGGAUUCACAGGCGUCACUUGGACUUGUGGAAAUGAAUUGCGAAUUAUGCUUCAGGGCCUUCCUUCACUUGGUUUGAAGAUUGAAUGAGUGCAGGAAGGGAUUUUUGUGGGAAAGGCUUCGAUAGUUGAGGGAUUGGGCAGGGUUAGGGUUAGGAGUAGCUAUGGGGAUCGACUUUGAGAGCCUUGUUGAGGCUACCUCGGGUGCGGUGGGAGGUUUAGUGUCAACCACGAUCCUGUAUCCAUUGGACACAUGCAAGACCAAGUAUCAAGCUGAAUUGCGCUCAAAUUCGUUACGGAAGUAUCGCUCUCUUCUGGAUGUUUUGCGGGAGGCCAUUGCGAAGCGCCAGCUCCUGUCGUUAUAUCAAGGUUUGGGUACAAAGAACUUGCAAUCCGUCAUCUCCCAAUUUCUAUACUUUUAUGGCUACAGCUUCUUCAGGCAGCUUUACCUCCGUUGGGCAAAAUUGAAUCACAUGGGAACAGGAGCGAAUCUUGCUGUUGGUGUGUUUGCUGGUGCUUGCACCGUCUUAGUGACUCAGCCCUUGGACACGGCUUCAUCCCAGAUGCAGACCAGCUCGUUUGGAAAGUCAAGAGGGUUACUUUCCAUGAUGACUGGGCGAAGCUGGAAGGAAGCUUAUGUGGGCAUUGGAGUGUCACUGUUGCUGACAUGCAACCCAGCCAUUCAGUAUACCGUAUUUGAACAAACAAAAAGACGUUUGUUGAGGUCAAGCGGCCGUUCAAAACAGCCUGGUGAGGAGGCACCGGUGGUUUUGUCAGCCUUUCGAGCUUUUGCAUUGGGAGCCUUUUCAAAAACUUGUGCCACCGUGCUUACAUACCCUGCAAUUAGAGUCAAGACGGUAAUCCAAGCUGCUGAACAAGAAGAGGACCAGGAGCUACUCGUGCAAGGAUCUAGGACACGGAAAGAGGCGCCUACCAGGCUUCUCCCAGCAGCCAUAGCAAUCUGGCAGCAUCAAGGACCUUCAGGUUUCUACCAGGGUCUUCAGGCACAAAUCCUCAAAACGAUUCUCGGUGCUGCGUUAAUGCUCAUGAUCAAGGAGAAAGCCUCUCAAGUUACUUGGCAGUUUAUGGUUCUGCUUCGUGAGUGGAGCCUUCGGAGCAAGCUGAAGGUGCAGCAACUCAAACUUGGCUCUAUUGUUAGACUCAUUGCUGUUACAGGGGCGGCCUUUAACUCUCAAGUUUCUUGAAAGGGGUUGGUUGAAGAAUGGAGAUUCCAUCUCAAUGCGGCUGUCAUGGCUUGUAGCCACUCUGGCAAGAGAAGGUUAGGACUCACUGCACUCUGAAGCUCAUGUUUGAAUUUGUAAACGACCCAGAUCCCUGGGUCACUGCUGUUUGCAAGAUUUGGAUUUCGUAACAAAAAAGACUCCAAACUCCAUCAUUAAUUGCUUAUUUAAAGUCGCAAGAAUAGUCCUCCUCUUAAUUCAUGCUGUGAGAAACUGCUCUGAGUUACCUUUCAAGCUCAUAUUCACGAAACCUGUUAGUUUUGUUGGAAUUCCUUAAUAAAGCCUUGUCAUAUCAUCAGAAACCAGGGAUAAAUUCCAACUCAUGUGGAGCCCCAGAAUUCAAACGUUGAUCCUCGUUUUUGAAUGAAACAUGGCAAAACACUGGAACAUCUUGAAGUCCAGUUCACUAGAACAGUUCACUGGAAGAUACAUUUACAUACAUAUAUGUAAAAAUAUGUUGUUUAGAAAGAGAGACAAAAGGCUACUUUUGUACUAGAAAAUGAUGAACUAUCCUCAUAAAGUUGUAAUCCAUUUUGUCGACGUGAAUACAUCUAUUUUUUGAGUAA
Messenger RNA from Physcomitrium patens, 1823 nucleotides. The record is from RefSeq and is a predicted model, not a curated record. Lineage: Eukaryota; Viridiplantae; Streptophyta; Bryopsida; Funariales; Funariaceae.